UCUACAUUCAAACAUUCGAGCUGCUGAUUUUUUAUGACGUCGCGCACAGCAGUGGAAGGGAAACCCGGACAAUAUUUCUCCCCGUGAAUUAUUGACGUUUGCUCGUUCGCUGCUGAAGCAUCUUGUAUCUACUGCUGUCUGGCUCUGAGAGCGCACAGACCAAAAAAUGCACGAGUGGGGAAGUUAAGACAUGCCAGUCCAGAUUUCUCCCGAGAUCUCACCGAGCAGGUUAUACGUGUUUUUAAAAAAGAAAAACAUCCUGCUACAUAUCUACACAAGAAAAUCAAGCAGCACUGGAGGGUGAACUGCAUGCAGAGACUACAGACGUUCCACUGUUGUUGGCUGCAUCGCAUGUCAUCUUCUUCAACCACCAGGCGGUCUCCUACAGUACAUAAACAUCCACGCUCUGUAGACAGGCCUGUGUGAUAGCGUCUCCAUCAUGAGGCUUCUGUUGAAGAACCUGGAUAAAAUGAGAUGUUUACGUAAGCGCUCCACCAUCCCCUUUUUGGUGAUUCUCAUCACCUUUCUGCUCUUCAUGAACCUCUACAUGGAGGAUGGCUAUGUGCUGGAGGAGGAUAAACGGCAGCUGAGGGAGGUCUCGAUGCACCCCUUAAAUUCUGAGCGAUAUGUUCACACCUUCAAAGACAUCACCAAUUUUUCUGGAACCAUUAAUGUGACAUAUCGCUACCUUGCUGGGACGCCUUUGCCUCGAAAAAAGUACCUCACGAUUGGAUUGUCAUCAGUGAAAAGAAAACGAGGAAAUUACCUUUUGGAGACCAUCAAGUCCAUUUUUGAUCAGUCCAGCUAUGAAGAGCUCAAAGAAAUUGUUGUUGUAGUUCACUUAGCAGAUUUUGACCUGGCUUGGUGUGAGAGUUUGGUUCAGGAGAUAACCCGCAAAUUUGGGCAUCACAUCAUAGCAGGACGUCUACUGGUAAUUCACGCACCCGAGGAAUAUUACCCGUCUCUUGAUGGGCUGAAGCGAAACUACAAUGACCCUGAGGAUAGAGUUCGAUUCCGUUCCAAGCAGAAUGUAGACUAUGCGUUCCUGCUCAACUUCUGCACCAACCUCUCCCACUUCUAUAUGAUGCUGGAGGAUGAUGUGCGAUGCUCAAGGAAUUUUCUUACUGCUCUAAAGAAAGUAGUCACUUCCAGAGAGGGGUCUUACUGGGUCACACUGGAGUUCUCCAAACUGGGAUACAUCGGGAAGCUUUACCACUCUAGAGAUCUUCCCAGACUUGCACACUUUUUGCUCAUGUUCUAUCAGGAGAUGCCCUGUGAUUGGCUGCUGAUUCAUUUCAGAGGCCUCUUGGCCCAAAAGGAAGUCAUCCGAUUUAAACCAUCGCUUUUCCAACACAUGGGCUACUACUCGUCAUACAAAGGGGCUGAGAAUAAACUGAAGGAUGAUGACUUUGAGGAGGACUCUCUCGAUAUUCCAGACAAUCCCCCUGCCACACUGUACACUAAUAUCAAUGUGUUUGAGAGCUAUGAUGCUGCUAAAGCUUACAGUAGUGUGGAUGAGUACUUUUGGGGCAAAGCUCCAUCUACCGGGGAUUUUUAUGUCAUAGUGUUCAAUAAACCGACAAAAAUCAGCAAAAUUAAGAUCAGCACUGGAACAGAUGACCGUCAGAAUGACAUAUUGCAUCAUGGAGCCUUAGAAGUUGGAGAGAAAUUGGUGGGUACAAAAAAAGGCAGGCAGUGCUCCUCCUACAUCACAUUAGGAGAGUUUAAGCAUGGGAACAUUGAGGUUCACAAUGUGGAUCAUAAAAUAGCUUUUGAUAUUGAGUGUGUUCGCAUCGUGGUCACAGCAAACCAGAAGGAAUGGCUGAUCAUCAGAAGUAUAAGCCUGUGGACUACUCAACCUCCAAAUCAAUGAGAACUGCUGUGGAUCAUUACAACAACUAUCACACAAAAGGCACAACAAUCGGUCAUUCAGUUUGCUUGGUAUAUAUUUAUCUAUUUAUUUUUUGGGUUUCUUAUCUAUUUAUUACGUUUAAUAUUUAUUUGAUUAUUUAUAACUUUUUUUAUAUAAUAACCCUUUGGUUUUGCUUCAUUCCUUAAGUAUGUAUAAAAAAGUAUGUGAUGAACUGAUAGAUUGAUUGAUAUUUUUCUGACUCUCCAUUAAUAAGAACACUGUAGGCUUAUGCUGUUUUUUAUGUGAUUAUGCCAUGAUCUCUUCAGCAGUCUAACUGCUGGUUCCGUCAUUUGGCAGUGGCAUUUUCACUCAUAGCCUUGGGACGUCCACUUACAUACUCAUGAUGAAGCUGCUUGAUAAAUUGUAACCAUACAAAGAAUUUUUUUUUGAGAUUUCAUUUUGUCCUAUUUAUUUUUAACCACUUACAUCCCGUCUGCAAGCAUAUGGUCAAUGUGGCAUUGAAUAUACAAUGUAUUGUGGCAUGAAUUUAGUCGACUGCACUUCACAUUGUCUCCCCACUAAAUGGUAAAAGGAAUGUCAUUUGUUCCAUCGACCUUGGGCCUGAAGGGUCACCUUUAGUCUAGUGUUUUGAAAUUGCAGUGUGUAAUUUGUUGGUGUGUUCCUUCUGAAGCAUGGACCAAAGCACAGUAUUUAUAUUCGCCCGUCUUAGACGGCUUGUGAUUGAACAGUACAGUGACAAAUGAGGCGGACCUGUUCUACCUUCCGCUCAUUCUUUUUACCCCUCUUCUGCUUCAGCACAAUUUUGCCCAAGUAAAUUGGAUUUUGUUUGGUUUUCUUGCUGUAUCCAAAGAUACACCAGGGGGCUCUGUAUUCUCUGAAAUUAAUCCAUAUAUAAAAAAAAUUGAGCAUGAUUAUCUAAAAUAUAGUAAUGUUAUGCUCAAAAAUAACAGUAUUAUGGUAGAGUAGUAGGGAAAAAUCUCUUCACUCCCAUCUUACACAAUGUGCAUAACAGUUUACUCCAUUCUUAAUCAUGUGAAUGAUUUUUUUUCCCUUUCUGGAUAAACUAAUUUUUAUCCUAGCAACAAGGCAAGUAUUAUUACAAAACAGUCUUUAUUUCAGUUGUUAUUUUUCUCCCAAGAAAAAGCACAGGUCCUGUUUCAGAGAGCAACCUGAGGAACUGAUGCUUUGGUUUGGCAAUUGUAUUAUACGAUUACUGGAAGGUGUUUGUUGAGUCAAUAAUGAAACACAGAAAAACACAUCACUCAACAGUGCAUGAGCGAGGAAAGAAUUGCAUCGAGAGUAAUCCUGUUGUUUGUUUUAAAGUUUUAUUACAUGUCUCCAAACUGUCUGCUUUGAAUUUGACCAGCAACGUACUGUACAUGGUUUGGUAUAAUUGGUCCAAAUACUACUGCAC
This is a messenger RNA of Tachysurus vachellii, 3287 nucleotides long. RefSeq names its product mgat4 family member C (gene mgat4c). Lineage: Eukaryota; Metazoa; Chordata; Actinopteri; Siluriformes; Bagridae. Bases 440 to 1873 code for a protein of 477 amino acids. Gene Ontology annotation, molecular function: acetylglucosaminyltransferase activity. The record is from RefSeq and is a predicted model, not a curated record. Gene Ontology annotation, biological process: protein N-linked glycosylation. The transcript has 6 exons.